Messenger RNA from Magallana angulata, 1906 nucleotides. RefSeq lists its product as uncharacterized. The record is from RefSeq and is a predicted model, not a curated record. Gene Ontology annotation, cellular component: extracellular region. Lineage: Eukaryota; Metazoa; Mollusca; Bivalvia; Ostreida; Ostreidae. Gene Ontology annotation, molecular function: chitin binding. Bases 54 to 1001 code for a protein of 315 amino acids. The transcript is spliced from 3 exons.
GUGAAGUUAAACUGCGUAAAAGAGGGAAUAAAUAUCUUAAUUUCGGAUUAAAAAUGAAUUUCAAAACAGUAUGUUUCUUAAUAACAUAUUUGAUGAGCAUCUGUUCUCAGUCUUUGUAUGACACUAAUUACCAGCAGCACAGCGUUUUGAAUAGAGGACAUAGUGAAGUUGUUUUUCAAUCAUUACUUGAUGAAACCGAGAACAUCUUAAAAGAGACAAUGUCGAAAAUGCAAGGAUGUUUUGACGUGGAAGAAAAAUGUUCAGUUGCUUAUGAGGGUUUGUUGAAGAUGUAUAGUAAAGGACAAUUUCCAAAUGAUACAACAAUAGAUGAAAUAUGUACUCGAUACCCAGAUUUAAUAAUCAAAAGUCCAGAGGAUUGUCACAGAUAUUACAACUGUUCUGGAGAUGAUCCUGUACUUAGCAGCACGAUUCCCGUGUACAACUUGUGGCCCUCUAAGUAUAAACACGAAUGUCAUUAUCCAUUUAUGUUUUCUGACGAAACUCUUCAGUGUGAAAAUUAUACUGAUACAAACUGUGGGACAAGAUAUUCACCUACGUGGGAAUGUCGAUACUAUAGGUUGCAAUGCAAACGCUCACAUUGCGUCCCCUGUGAAGUAAGGUAUCCUAAAUGCGAGGACAAAGAUGAUGGUUUAUGGUUACAACCUGAGAGGGGAUUUUCCCCCAACUACAUCAUUUGCAAGGACAACAGAACAAUAGGAACAGGAUACUGCCCAAAAGACAAUGUAUGGAACGUGCAAUCAUUUCCUUAUAUGGGACAAUGUGUACAUCUUUUUGCUAUUCCGAAUGAGUACAAUUCAAACGGCUACCUCCCAUCAUGCAACGGUAAAGCGGAUGGAAACUACCAAUACCAAGAGCGAUGUGAUGCUUACUAUCGAUGUGACAAUGGAAUUGCUUCUGCAGUAAAAUGUCCCAAUGUCACGGUGUUUGAUUCUGCUAAAAGAGUAUGUGAAGUAUAUGGAAAAUGCCUUAAUAUCAAUUGAAGAAUAAGAAAUACUCUAAGAGUAGCUUAUUUAUUAAGAUCUGGAUGGACUUGGAUAUUUUAAACUGUAUUAAUUUCAUUGAAAUGAUAUUAAGAUCUGUGUCAAAAGUACAUGAAAUUUCAAGUAUUAAACCGUUGAAGUUAAAAUAUAUAAGAUUUUUAUUUCUUAAUAGUUUUUGAUAGUUUAUUGCAAAACUUCAUAUAUACGAAUUUAAAUAGAAUUGAUAUGCAAUUUAUUGACCUACCUGUCUACUUAAAUUUGCAAUAAUUUCUUAAAACUUUGAAAGGCAAUGUUAAUGUGUCAUUUCUAAGUCGUUUAUUUUGAUUUAUAAUUCAAGAUAUGAAAAUAUGUAACGUAAAUUAAUAAUAAGAAAAUUUGCCACAUGCUACAUUGCAUUCCAUGUUAACUAUUGACAUUUCUUACUUGAAAUGAAAUCACCAUAUAUUGGAUAGAAUAUGAUUGAAAGAAAAAAUUUCUGACAAGAUGAAAAACAUACUAGUACUUGUUGUACAUUUGAUACUAGUAUUUUUAAACAUGACUCAACAAACAAAAGAAUAUCUUUUUAAAAAAUUAAGAUACUAAACGUCGAAAUAAAAACCUAUUAGAAUUAUUGAAAUUUUGGAAUUAUUGAUUUCCUUCAGAGGGUUGGAUGGUUGCUUCAAAUAUAGAAAGCUGUUACAGAAAGGAGAGUUCCCUAUAGAAUGUAGUAAUAUUCAAAUUUUAAGCAUUCUUAUUUAUUUUUUGUGUGUAAUGUAAUUAUGAUAUUCUACUCGUCUUCUUCAUCCAUGAUUGAUUGUUUUAGGAUACUAACAUGUGGAUUUAAUAAGUACAUUUGUAUUUAGAUUUCAAUGAUCGGGAUUUUUUUUUAAUGCGAACUGGUGUUUCUCUACCAGUUACAUCAUGAA